Messenger RNA from Osmerus eperlanus (European smelt), 4961 nucleotides. Its product is annotated as protein shisa-8. The record is from RefSeq and is a predicted model, not a curated record. Gene Ontology annotation, biological process: regulation of short-term neuronal synaptic plasticity; regulation of AMPA receptor activity. The transcript is spliced from 5 exons. Gene Ontology annotation, cellular component: postsynaptic density; dendritic spine membrane; AMPA glutamate receptor complex. NCBI's taxonomy places the organism in Eukaryota, Metazoa, Chordata, Actinopteri, Osmeriformes, Osmeridae. Bases 410 to 1786 code for a protein of 458 amino acids.
UCAUCCCUUGGUGUCACCUCCUAAACAGGAGGUCACUGCUCAUUCCUGGAUUUCCUCUCACUUCCAACUGGUGUGGAGAAGGUAAACGAGGUGCGUUUGGCAGUGUGUCGUUCUUCUCAGCCAUGCCAAGGACAGUGUGUGUUUUUACCUUGGACUGAACCACUGGGGGAUCGUUCCCCAGAAGCAUGGCAGUUGCUAUGAAUAUAGCCUAAUCCAAAAAAGCUUCCCCGCUCUUCUUAAAUCUCAAUUGUGAAAAUAUACAUUUUUUGGAGCGGCAGUAUUAUUUGCCAAGCAAAAGACAAGCCAAUAUUCUUGACACAGUAUUUGCUUGCCAAGGAUUGCAGACUGACUGAGAAACGGAAAAACAACCUCUAACCACCACAACAACAACAUUGACACAACAGCCAACAUGGCCGUCCGUCCUGUCCUGGUCUGUCUGGCCCUCAGCCUCCUGCUGGGCCUCACGUCUCUGGGCCAGAACUCUGGGGGCACGUGGGCGAACGCUCAGGACACAAACCAGACGGCAGCGCCCUCUAUCUCCCCGGAGGUGACGCUGGCCACACCUGGCGCCGCCGACGUGGAGGACCAGACCAUACCCUCGCUAGGCAGCCGUUGCCGAGGUUACUACGACGUGAUGGGCCAGUGGGACCCGCCCUUCAACUGCAACGCCGGCAUCUACAUGUUCUGCUGCGGCUCCUGCUUCUACCGCUUCUGCUGCCAGUUCAAAGUUCACAGCCUGGAUCAGAUGGCGUGCUCCAACUACGACACGCCCGUCUGGGCCAACACCGGCAAGCCCGUCGCGCCCGUCACCGAGGUUCAGGAGGAGCCGGACCGGGAUCGCACCCACAUGAUCGUGUACAUCAUCUGUGGGGUGGUGGCCAUCAUGGUGCUGGUGGGAAUCUUCACCAAGCUGGGCCUGGAGAAGAGCCAAGGGCGCCAGACCGACAUGACCAACUCCAGGACCCUGACGGAGCUGUUGAAGCAACCGGGCGAGGCAGGGGGGGUGGACGGGACCGGGGGUCACCACCCCAUCGGGAGCAAUGGCAUCUCAGGACGCUGCCUGCGCAGCAACAAUGACCACAGCCACCUGAACAAUGCUGCGCUGUCACCUCUGGGCCCAGCGAUGGCGCUGUCCCACCCUCACAACAACCUGGGGCUGGGCUUUAACAAGUACACUUCCCUCAAGGCAGUGGACACAGCAGCCAGAGAUUACUAUAAAAGCUACCCGAUGGUGGACUACACCCACCGCCAGUCACCGCCCACCUUCCAGCCAAUCGCUUUCCACCCCAAGGACAAGCCCUUCCUCCCUCCCCCGGACAUCCACGCCCCAUUGGCCAUCACCAUCAACGCCGGCCAGAUACCCAAGCCUAAGAUCUCCAAGACCAACACCCACCCACUCACCUCCAGUUCGGCCUUCAAAGCCUGGGACCCCAGUAAGAGCCACAUCCAGCAUCCGACUGCCCACAUCCUGCCUUCCCAGCAGCAGCAGCAGCAGCAGCACCACCAGCACCACCAGCAGCACCAGCAGCACCAGCAGCACCAACAGCACCAACAGCACCAACAGCAUCAACAGCAUCAACAGCAUCAACAGCACCAACAGCACCAACAGCACCAACAGCUCCACCAACAGAACAGCCGGCGCCAGGCCUACUCCAACAAGCGGCAGUUCAGCAUCGAGACGCUGCCUGAGCUCUUCUCCCAGCCGCUUGGGUACGGACACUCCCCCCACAUGCACCCCAAACACAAGGGGCUGCCCACCAACAGCAAGACGGAGGUGACAGUCUGAGCCGUUCCGGAGAGAGACGAAGAGGAGAGCGAGGGAGAGAGGGCUGCCUCGGGCUGCCAUCUUUUAUACCAAUCAUCCAUGCUGAUGGCUAAGGGGAUAUGGAAAACUUCAGCGAUCUCCCGCUGGUUUUCAUUCCCCGGUUUUCUUUGUGUGUUUCGUUGUUGAUCGUGUCGUCUGUGUGUGUCGUCCACUGGGCUGGUUCUGAGUGCUGAUUAGCAGGCCGUUGACUCAUUCUCUCUCUCGCAACCUGGUUCCACUCAGUAAGCCCUCGUUGAUUCCAGAAUCCUACCGAUUUUAUUGGUCUUCUUCUUUUCAACCCCAUCCCCCCCUAACUCUCCUGCUCACCCCGCUACUGGUCAAACACACACACACACACACACACACAACCUCUCUGCUAGUGUGUUUGCGGGCUGUCAGAGAGGCUUGAAUGGUAGAUUCACCCCCAGGAGACGUCAUGUCAGAUGGGACAAAGCCAUUGUGUUGUCAGCUCCUAUCACCCUCCAUCCUGGACAGUGAGAUAUCAUUCUGGCAAAUCUACACUAGAGAGAGAGAGAGGAAGUGGACGCAAAACGGAUGGGGAUUUGUUUACUCAUCCUGGAGCUAUGAAAGUAUGAAGAGCUCGAUCAAACAUGGAGGCUUCGGCGCAACACACGCACCUCUAUUGUUCACCACCUCCUGGAGAACCCCUGGUCCAGGCCCGCAGAACCCAGGGGAACCUUCUUCCCCUGUGCCCACGGAACACAAAACGUCACCAGCACCCCGUCUUUGUGACAGGCUGUUGUGUUUAUCUGAGGCAACCACACGUGCAUGGGAAAGGUCACACUGUCCAGGUAGCCACAAAGUCACUGUUGUGCUGUCACUGUCACUUCCUGUCAUCUGUGGAGCAGACUAGGUGCUGGUCGCUAAGGAUAACGGGUGCUGGGGUAGAUACUUGAGGGGAGCGGGGAUAGAUCACCGUAUCCAGGUUACAAUGCCAAAAGCAAGGUACUUGGAGUUGUGGAAGUGUUUUUUGAAAGUGUUUCUUUGAACUUUUGGCUAGUAUGCUUUUGGAGGAUUUGAUCACACCUUGAAUGCAAAAGAUCAUUUACGUAUUUUUGAAUACGACCUCCAAACUAACUCAUGUGAUGCAUGCACAUAUAUAUAUAUAUAUAUGUAUAUAUACAUAUAUAGAUAUAUAUAUAUAUAUGAAUAUAUAACUGUAACAUAAAAAUAGGCUUUAAUAGUAUUCCUUAGUUGUGAAUGCAGGUGUUUGUAAUGAAUCACUCUAAAUGCAGGGACUGAGCAGCUAAGCCUACUUGUUGAGAAACAGAGAGAGAGAGAGAGAGAAGAAGAGAAUGGGCAGGAUAGUGCGUCCUUGGCUUGUUGACACUGUACACUCGACUUGACAGCAAUUUAUUUGCACGGGAGUCCGAUACCAACUCAGUCCACACAGGCCGUCUCUCGCCGUAUGUUUCUGCAGACUCUCCCACAAACGAGCCCUGCCCUCCGGCCCACCGACCUCCAUUUAAAGUCAUAAGCAAGCGAGCGAUGCCUCUUUCCCGCCCAAUGCAUGCACUACAGGUGUCCGACAUUGUUGUUUACAAGAAUCAGAGUCACACCUGUUUUUUUUUUUACACCUGCAGCUAGCAAACUCCUCCCCACCACCAGGCUGCUAGCUCCAUCCACAAACUCCGGCAGUACCCCCCACACUCUGGGCUCCUGUACCCAGGGAGGGAUGGUGGGCAGCCUCCAGCGUUCUGCUCCUGCAUGGUCUUCCAAGCUGUUCCCAGCCAGGGGACACCGUCCUUGCCUCCUCACAGCAGGGCCACGCUAUAAUUAAUGACAGCCUGUUCGUAACAUGGCAGGCCCAUACUUACUCACACACAAACACACACACACACACAGACUCAUCAGGUGUGCAUGAUCAGCAGGCAUUUUGCCUGGUUAUUAACCUUACUAACAUUAUGGGGGUUUGCAACGUUUGUGUGGUAAUGUGGUGGAAACACUAAGCGGGUCUUAUGCAGCUUCCAUGACAACAAAAUAUAAAGAAACACUUCACUAAACAUUACUGUGGGACAAUUAGUCUUUUCUUUUUGCUAGUUAGGAGACUGGGCUUAGGCUAGAGUUGCAAUGGAGUGUUAUAAAAUAAAUGCUGUAGUUGGGCACGUCACAGCAUCCAGUGAAUCAGUUGUUACGUAACCUCUGUGCAAGACCCACUCCGGGAUCUAGGCAUGUUUUUUGUUUUGAGAGAAGAAAAGCCUAUCAUGAAUAGACAAGUUUGCUGGGAUAUGCAUGAGGCCGUUUGAAUAUGUAUCAUGCACAUCUGCACACGUAGCUACAGCGGAACACCGCUUGCAUGCUCUCUCCUCUGACGUCCUGCUUCAGUCUGCACAGAUCCACACUCCUAGGGCCAGAGAGGAGAGGCUGUUAUGAAAUGCUUCCCAGAGAUUAAAAAAAGAAAGCCACCAUAAUAUUCUAUGGACUGAACUCCUUCAUCCUGUAGCUUCGAGAUGGUGGAAUAAGAAAUGGCCGUGUGCGAGAAACAAGCAAUAUGUUCUGUUCUGCAAAGCAAUAAUGGACUAAGACCCUCAGCUGGGGGGGGGGGGGGGGGGGGGGGGUGAGCGGGAGGACGCCUGCCAAGCCCCUCAGAUCUGUACUUGUGUCAGUAUCUCUGGGUCUUCUAAACAAAACAAUGAUCUGGCCCACACUCCCCAGCAGACAGCUUGUUGACUGAGCCCUCCCUCUCCUCUCCUCCUCCUCCGCCCCCACCCCCGUUCCUCCUCCUCCCUCCCAUCGCUGGGUCUGAUGGAAUAACAGCAGGAGGAUGUGACAUCAUGGAAUUGGAAUUCGUUGAGAUCUCCAGCAUUUUAUCUUGACAUCAAGCUUCAUGAGGAUCCUCUGACUCCAGUCUAUCAAGUGAAAUCCAAUUUUGAAGAAACAAGCAAGGCCUUUGAAAAUAACUACUCAUCCUGCUAAAACAAGCUCACCAUGGGUAGCUAGUGUUAGUAAGGAGAGAUAAUGAAGGCUAGCUUUUCUAGCUGUGCUCGGCUGUUUGUAAAGUUCAACGCUGAGUGAGGCUGGUCUUGUAAUAUACCUGGACACACUGACAGGACAUGCUCCAUGGAGACUUCAGCUGGCAUUUUAGCCUAUGGCAUGCCACCAGGGACAAACAUUGCCUGGAGGCUGGCUCACAGCA